UGACACGAUCGUGUUCCUUGCUCUAGGUCCAUCCUGGCGGACAAAACCUCCCGCAACCUCUUCUUCUUUCUCUGCCUCAACCUCUCCUUCGCCUUCGUGGAGCUGCUGUACGGCAUCUGGAGUAACAGUUUAGGUUUAAUAUCAGAUUCUUUCCAUAUGUUUUUUGAUUGUACUGCUUUAUUGGCUGGAUUAGCAGCUUCAGUUAUUUCCAAGUGGAGGUCAAAUGAUGCUUUCUCAUAUGGAUACGUUCGAGCAGAAGUACUCGCUGGUUUUGUGAAUGGUUUAUUCCUCAUCUUUACAGCUUUCUUUAUUUUUUCCGAAGGUGUUGAGAGGGCACUGGAGCCUCCUGAUGUGCAUCAUGAGAGACUUCUUCCAGUUUCUAUACUGGGAUUUAUUGUAAAUCUUAUAGGAAUAUUUGUUUUUCAGCACGGAGGUCAUGGGCAUUCACAUGGCUCUGGGCAUGAGCACAGCCAUUCUUUAUUUAAUGGAGGUCUCAGCCAUGGGCACAGUCACAGAGGUCACAGUCACAGCCAUGAGCAUAAACAUGGACAUACUCAUGAUCAUGGCCACAGCCAUGGACUCUCUCAUGGUCAGGAUUACUGCCAUGAUGACCAUUCUCUUGAAGGGAUGACUGGUUCUAGCAAGCAGAUCUUACAAGGUGUAUUUCUACACAUUGUCGCAGACACACUUGGAAGUAUUGGUGUAAUCAUAUCAGCUUUAUUGAUGCAGAACUAUGGUCUAAUGAUAGCAGAUCCUAUUUGUUCAAUGCUGAUAGCAUUACUUAUAGGUGUGAGUAUUGUUCCACUUCUGAAAGAAUCCAUUGGAAUUUUGAUGCAGCGAACUCCUCCAUCUCUGGAAAAUGCUCUGCCUCAGUGCUAUCAGAGGGUGCAGCAGUUGCAAGGAGUUUACAGUUUACAUGAUCCACACUUCUGGACCCUCUGUACUGAUGUUUACAUAGGGACUUUGAAAUUAUUAGUUGCUCCUGAUGCUGAUGGAAGGUGGAUUCUAAGCCAAACUCACAAUAUUUUUACUCAGGCAGGAGUAAGACAGCUUUACAUACAAAUUGACGUCGCAGCCAUGUAGUGAGCUUCUGAAAUUGUGCUGUUGGACCAAAGUUUUCUGUACUGUAAUGGUAUGAAACAAGACACUUCCCAAGACAGAGCCUGCCCCUACCACUGGCCUGGAAUUGACUGAACAGACUUCUGUCUUUGGGCUAUGGAUGAAGUUGACUUCUGAGGAGUAAAUGUGGAAUGAAUGUUAUGGACUUUGGGUCUUGUCUUUUGUGGCCCCCUAAACUUGUAAGUUUUUGAAGGUUUUUUUACUUACUACAUUUGUUCCAAUAGGAAAUUAAAAUGGUGGUACUGGAAACCCUGUAACGUCUUCAGUAAAGCUGCUGAAACCACUGCUCAUUCCCAUAAAACCAGUGUUAUCAGAAAUUGGAACCUUGUUUUGUACAUAAUGUCACAAUGGCUGACAUGCUUCGAUAUAAUUGUAUGUUUGUACAAUUGUUUGUACUUUGCAAACUUAAUGAACCAAACCAUAUUGGGUUUUCAAAGUGCCUUUUAUAUCAUGAGAGGUAUUUGCCAGCAUAAGUAUGAGGCAUCAAAGGGUUUUAUUACUUCUACAAAUAUUUACUAGCAAUGUAUGUGGGGACGUUGUAUACUUGCCUAACUGUAGAUGUUAGACUUCCCUUAUUAUUGCAUUGUACCAAACAAGAAAAAUUCUGAAGGUAAAAGGCAAAGCGGUUGUAAGGAGACUUCAAAACGAGCUGGGUAUUUUGUUGCACAUAUCUUGUGGAAACUGUUCUAGUCAAGGAUUUAGGUUGAACUGCAAUUCUUAGUCUCUACAUACUGUUGAGAGUAAUGAGAUGUUACAUGAUGCUACCCGUGUUCAUAGUCACCCCAAAAACAGGCAGCUGAGGGAAUUGUUUCCAUGGUUGAUGGAAACAAUGUAUGAAGCUUUUUUUUUUUUUUUUCCUUUCCCAAACUGUAAGAGCAAACAAACCUACACCUGUUUCUUUGUGAAAGUCUAAAUCUCUUUUUAACAGCUUGUGGUAAUUCUUGCUAAAGUGAUCGGUGAGGUAAGUUUUGCCUUCCCAAAUACUAAAGAUGUGCUCCUGGUGGUUAUACCAGUAACAGAAAUAAAGACCACUCUUCAUGUUAUUCAAGAUUAUACUUUUCCAGGAUGAAAAGUCAUGGGUUUUUUCAUUAUGCCACUGUAGCCUCUUGUAUUUUCUUUGGGGAAAAAAAACAUUCUCAAUGGAGUGAGUUGUUUGUUUUUUUCCAGAUACAUUUGUUGCAUUUUGUAUUCA
Molecule: messenger RNA, 2311 nt
Organism: Coturnix japonica (Japanese quail)
Lineage: Eukaryota; Metazoa; Chordata; Aves; Galliformes; Phasianidae
Gene: SLC30A7
Product: solute carrier family 30 member 7
Biological process (GO): intracellular zinc ion homeostasis; zinc ion import into Golgi lumen
Cellular component (GO): Golgi apparatus; membrane; cytoplasmic vesicle
Molecular function (GO): zinc ion transmembrane transporter activity
Source: RefSeq, a predicted model, not a curated record